AUGGCCAAACAGAGCCUGUAUGCUAUAUUUCCUCGGACCUUUGGGUUGAAGUCUGCUAGGGUCCCAUACUCCGGUAGGUAUAUUGGGACAGCACCAGAGUUCAUGCAGUCGACUUUGGGCGGUCUUGCCAGACACCGUAUCACACCGCAUAUGACGGUGAGUGGCCGAUCUGCAGCAUCAUCCAGCCUGGUUCAAAGGUGA
This is a messenger RNA of Pochonia chlamydosporia 170, 201 nucleotides long. RefSeq lists its product as hypothetical. The transcript has a single exon. The record is from RefSeq and is a predicted model, not a curated record. Lineage: Eukaryota; Fungi; Ascomycota; Sordariomycetes; Hypocreales; Clavicipitaceae. Bases 1 to 201 code for a protein of 66 amino acids.